Messenger RNA from Daphnia pulex (common water flea), 1675 nucleotides. Its product is annotated as calphotin-like. Lineage: Eukaryota; Metazoa; Arthropoda; Branchiopoda; Diplostraca; Daphniidae. The transcript is spliced from 3 exons. The coding region runs from base 187 to 1452 and encodes 421 amino acids. The record is from RefSeq and is a predicted model, not a curated record.
UUUCCCCCUUUUGCUGCCGCAUCACGCUUUUUAGACUUGAGUGGUUUAUAAAAGGAAAAUUUCUCAGAGCAAAUGUUGACAUAACUUAUCAGCUCUUAGUCCCGGACGCAGCACAUUUUUUCAGUUCGAUCGUGAAAACAGUUGAAAUAUUCCCACAUCAUCACUUGUGAUUGAACUAUAGCAGCAAUGCUGAUCAUUUUGAGGAAUGCGAUGCUCGUCGUGAUUUUCGGAGCGAUGUCGUCCGUCCAGUAUAAUCAUAUGGCUGCCCCCUGGCAAGAUUUGGAGUUGGCUGAAGCCAAAUACCAGGUGUCGUCUGUGCCCCGCGGAGUUACUUACGGAAAAGUGAAGAGUAGUUAUGGCGUCCCUAGCAAGUCAUACGGCAGCGGAUACAUUGGCCAAGGCUACGGAAUUCCGAAAGGAGUUCCGCUAUUUCGAUGGGAUGCUAUUCGUCCGAAAGGCAAAGGAGCUCAUCACGGUAAACACGGACAUCCCGGUAAAGGUGGGCAUCAUCACCACCCCCACCAUCACCACGGCAAAGGAGUUGUGUACAUCAUUAAACCAGCCUACGUUAAACCCGCCUAUGUUAAACCGGCCUACGUCAAACCAGCGUACGUCCAUCCCGUAAGUACGGCACCCAUCAGCAGCGGUUACGGGUCCAGUCAGGGAACAACUGGUGGUACUACUCAUUCCGGAUACAGUGUCUCCAGCGGCGUCUUUAGCAGCACUAACACAGGACAGGCCAGCGCCUACGGUUUGACCAACAAGAAGCCUUUCACCGCGUUCAAACCGUUCAAGGGAAAAGGUAGUCAAACUCCGUUGCCCGUAAGCGAAGAGAAAGGUGUUGUCGGUUCGCCGGCCAUAGAAGAAAAACCUGCCACCGGUGGCGAGCUGGUCACGCCGGCCGUUGUGGCUCCGGCCCCCGAGAUUGUUGCUCCACCUGCCGAGGUCGUUGCCCCCGUUGCCGUUAUUGCUCCACCUGCCCCGGAAGUUGUUACAGCGGAAGAACCGCUGUCGGCUGAAGUUGUUGAUGGAGCGGCAGAGCCUCUGUCUGCCGAAGAAGUCGAACCUGUUUCCGGCGAAGUUGAAGCGCAGGUGGUGGAUGAACCAGAGCUGGUUCCUGAAGUAGUUGCUCCUGAAGUGGUUGCUCCUGAAGUAGUUGCUCCUGAAGUAGUUGCUCCCGAAGAAGUUGCUCCCGAAGUAGUUGCUCAUCCAGUUGAUGAACCGGAGAUUGACGUGAUUGAGGCGAUAGUUGAGAUCGUUGAAAGCGCCACAGAAAUUGCCAAUGCUCCUGAUGGGGAGGUGGAAAGUGCCACGGAAGUUGGCGGAAAGGAUCAACAAGGAGAGGGGAAUGAAAUCAAAGAAGGUAAAGAAGAAGAGGAAACGAAAGCUGGAGAAAACGGAGCCAAUAGUGAAGAAGAAGGAGGUAACAAUAACAACAGCGAUGAACGUUAAAGAGCAAAGUGUGUCAUCUCCUUGAAGCUGUGAUGGUGUUGUUAUCUCAAAGCUGAAGGCCUCAAACAAGUCAGUUUGUUUUGGCGGUUGCAUAACAAAAGUAUGAAACUCAAGUGCGUUACUAACCUUUUAUUCACAUUAUGUUAAAUGUCUCAAUUCAAUAUCUCCAAUCUCACAUGGGUUGUACCCACGAGAUCAAAUACACACAACUUUUCAUGUUUAA